Molecule: messenger RNA, 1675 nt
Organism: Cuscuta campestris
Lineage: Eukaryota; Viridiplantae; Streptophyta; Magnoliopsida; Solanales; Convolvulaceae
Source: the annotation of a GenBank genome assembly
UAGUCCUUUUUUAUCAAAAAAAUAUAUUAAAAUGUUGAGAGAGUCCGGUAGAAGGUCCGUGGGUAUGGGCGCCGUAAACCGAAGUUUGAGGAAAGGCAAAGCUAAAGCCACCUCCGACGGUUCGACCUCACGCGGUUCUCGAGGAAGACACUUCGUCUCUUCCUUUCUUACUAUCCCCGAUCAAUUCAUCGGGGACGGUAUGACGGAUGAAGAUUUCGACCAGUAUAUUUCUGGUAGAGGGGACGCGAAUCUCCCCACUCUUGAUAGUUUAUUCGAGGAUGUUGAUGAAGCAGGACUGGACAAUCUGGACGGGGACGAGGAGCCUACACCGCACAGCAACGACGUCGACGUGGAGGCAGGUGAGCCCGAGACCUCUCGAGGUCCGGACAAAGUUUGUUGCGCAAGGUGCACACUCGGAGCAUUUCCCAGUUCCCACACUACCAAUCAAGGCAAUCAUCUGCUUCAGCUCUCAACUCCCCGCGAACUUCUCAAGUAUCCCGGCGAAGGAGAAGACAAUACCGACAAUAUGCCGGAAAGUCGCUUCUUAGAAGCCGUCAUCCCGCAACAGAAGCGAUACGACGGAACAUUCUUCCCCGCCGUCUUAUCGCCGAACCCAGACGCAUCAUCUCCGAGCUUCCCGGUUGCGAUUAUGGAGCAAAAGCCAUGGCUCAACUCUCUUCUCCAUAGAUCUGGGGCUAUUAUCUUCAAAGGGUUUCCGGUCAAUUCGGCAUCGGACUUCAACGACGUCGUCGAGGCAUUCGGAUACCAGGAACUGCCGUACGUUGGCGGCGCCGCUCCUCGGACAAACGUCGUUGGCCGCGUUUUCACCGCGAACGAAUCCCCUCCCGAUCAGAAGAUCCCUUUUCACCACGAAAUGGCCCAGGUUCCAGAGUAUCCAUCAAAGUUGUUUUUUUACUGUGAAGUAGAACCUGGGAGUGGAGGGGAAACCCCAAUAGUACUUAGCCAUGUAGUGUAUGAGAAGAUGAAGAGCAAAUACCCCGAGUUCGUAGGAAGAUUGGAGGAGAAGGGCUUGAUCUACACUCGGGUGUUGGGGGAAGAAGACAAUCCUCUAUCUCCGAUUGGUCGAGGAUGGAAAUCCACAUUCUUGACCUCCCACAAGAGUGUUGCUGAAGAACGGGCUCUGAAGUUGGGGAUGAAGCUGGAGUGGCUGGAAGAUGGAGUGAAAACAGUUAUGGGUCCAAUACUGGGUGUUAAGUUCGACGAAACGAGGCAGAGAAAAAUAUGGUUCAACAGCAUGGUGGCUGCAUACACAGGCUGGGAAGAUGCACGAAAUGAUCCAAAGAAGGCUGUCACUUUUGGGGAUGGGAGCCCAUUGCCUGCUGAAAUCGUAUACGACUGCCUAGCAAUCUUGGAGGAAGAAAGUGUUGCGGUUCCGUGGAAGAAAGGGGAUGUUCUGCUCAUCGACAACUUGGCUGUUCUUCACUCUCGAAGACCCUUUGACCCACCUCGCCGUGUUCUGGCUUCUCUCUGCAGGUGAAGCAUGUUUUAUGUAAGAUGAUUUGUGAGUUUGCAUUGUAUUUGCGAUUUAGCUAUGUGCGUUUAAAUAAGUGAGGUGAAAACACAUUCCCUUUGCAGUGUCUUUAUACUCUGUACAAUCAUGUAGCUCAUAAAGGUAAGGGUGUUUAUUCAGUGUAAAUAUAUACUCCGUAUUGAG